Bipolaris oryzae ATCC 44560 is the source of this 174-nucleotide messenger RNA. RefSeq lists its product as uncharacterized. The transcript has a single exon. The annotation marks the transcript as partial. The record is from RefSeq and is a predicted model, not a curated record. NCBI's taxonomy places the organism in Eukaryota, Fungi, Ascomycota, Dothideomycetes, Pleosporales, Pleosporaceae.
UUUAGAUACGCUGCAGUCCGUUGGAUUAUUGAGAAUAACCACCCGCUUCGUAAGUUUGAAACACUAGCUUUCAAACAGAUGAUCGCAUACGUAAACCUAGAGGCAGCAGCAGCCCUAUGGGUAAGUCACCAAAGUGUAUUAGCGUACGUCCUACGCCUGUAUCACUGCCUGUAG